AUAUCCUCACUAAAUGUCAAUGCAGAAAAAAUCAUUAAAAAGUAAUAAUAUCAAAUGUUUAAUUAUUGUAAUGCUGAAAAAUUAUUAUGCGGCAAUAAAAGUCAAUUAUUUCGAAAGUACAUGUCUGUGUAAAAAAAUUGUUUAAUAUCGGUUAACCGCUCGCAAUAAUGCAAAGCACUUUGACGCUGCACAAAACCACACACACACAAAUACAAAAGCAAUGCAAAUAAAUUAAUACGGAAUGCGUCUCCACUUCACCACCAUCCUUAUCAUUAUUCUGCAACAAAUAAAUCGAAUUUUUACUCAGAGCAUACCCAUCAGCCCGUGUCCGAAAAUCUUUCAAUAUCGCUUCGAUGGCGCGGAGUGGUUUGGCAUUCUCUCUGUGCGUAAUACAGACUUCGCGGAAGCUUUGCAAAUUAAAGUAACACUCUCCAUGCGUGGAAAGCCAACGACGAGUUACCUAGGCGAAAUUGAAUUGCUUUCGCGCGGCCAGUUUCACAGCAAUGCCCCGGUCUUGUAUAAAAUCAAAUUUCCCAAAACACAUUUUCCACCGAAGUUGCUGCACGUAACCGCAAACAACCAUGUCAUUUGUGUAGGUCAAUCAGAUCUUAGUAUAUUCGUCACACAAAUUCAGCUGGAGCACACAAGAAAAUUUACAUUCAUCGGCGAUGAUGAGCCGUCAGACACACUGCCGGAACACGCACAAUUCUCCGCUACGCUGAUGGAGGACGAAGAGGAAGACGAUGAUGACAUUGCCUUCUUGUCAACCGAUACGAAAUUCAGUGCGGAACACUUGCCAAUCACACAUGGAGAAAUUGAGCUGAAACACAUGACACUAAACAGCAUAUGUGGGAAAACCAAGCCACAUUUACAUAAUCGAGCAUCGACGUCACCUCUGACAGCACCAGCAGCAAAAGCUGUCAAUGCUAAGGCUCCAACCCUUGCCACAAAUGAACAGCGAUCCUACCAAAAAUCCGGCAGAUAUGCAGCAGGUACUCAAGCUACUACAGCGAGUAGUCACAAUGACAGGUCCGGCAGUCCGCUAGUAAUAUCCAGUGAUGAACUUCCUACACUAUUGUCUAACGCGCCCAUCCGCAUUGUAACUAGCACGGAAUUAGGCGGCUUCAACUCUUCGUUGGCUACUUCUCCACAGCCAUUAUUGACGCGCGGAGCAUGGCCAUGGCUGGCCGCAAUUUACGUGAAUAAUUUGACAUCGCUUGCUUAUCAGUGCGCUGGCACUUUGGUGUCCGCACAUGUGGUUAUAAGUUCGGCGCAUUGUUUCCACUUCCAAAGGCAACACCACAAGGCCAAUGAAGUGCUAGUAUUUCUAGGAAGGCACAAUUUACGAAACUGGAAUGAGGAGCACUCUAUCGCAGCACCAGUGAGUGAGAUUUUCCUACAUCCCGAAUAUGAUGCCACAUUGGGAACAUAUGAUGCGGACAUAGCGGUGUUGGUGUUGAAGAUUCGAAUACGGUUCAACACUUAUAUUCUUCCUGCUUGUUUAUGGAGCGGUGACAGCCAACUUGAGAAUAUAAUUGGGGAGCGUGGCUUUCUUGUAGGUUGGGGUUUUUCGCACACCCACGGGGGUGUUCCACUGAUGGAUAACCAACCCACAACAGCCGCAGUGCCACACAUCACCGAAGCACCAAUUGUGUCAAACGAAGUGUGUUUUGCGGCAAAUCCAAGGAUACGCAGUCUCAGCUCUAAUCGCACUUUCUGCGCAGGUUUGCAAACAUCUUCACCUGUAACUCGAAGUGCUAUCGGGCCCUGUACAGGCGAUUCAGGCGCCGGACUAUUGUUAGAAAGGAAUAAUCGUUGGAUGUUGCGUGGUACAGUUUCGGCCGCUCUACCCGCGCAGCACAAGAAAUGCACCGAUAAUCAAUAUGUCAUAUAUGCGGAUUUGGCAAAAUAUUUAGAUUGGAUCAUGGCAUUUACUCUUUAACUAUUAAUUAUAUAUUUAUUGAAUUUAUUGUUUUAUAAUUAUUCCCUAAUGGGUAUUAUACAAUUUAUUACUAUUUAUUACUAACAAAAUAGGUUUCGUAGUUCUCAUUUAAUUUAUGGUUUAUGAUUUAAGUACUAUCUUCCUUUAGAUAUACAUACAUAC
Bactrocera tryoni is the source of this 2104-nucleotide messenger RNA. Its product is annotated as serine protease gd. Bases 242 to 1942 code for a protein of 566 amino acids. Gene Ontology annotation, biological process: proteolysis. NCBI's taxonomy places the organism in Eukaryota, Metazoa, Arthropoda, Insecta, Diptera, Tephritidae. The transcript is spliced from 5 exons. Gene Ontology annotation, molecular function: serine-type endopeptidase activity. The record is from RefSeq and is a predicted model, not a curated record.